This is a messenger RNA of Cladocopium goreaui, 351 nucleotides long. The record is from the annotation of a GenBank genome assembly. NCBI's taxonomy places the organism in Eukaryota, Dinophyceae, Suessiales, Symbiodiniaceae.
AUGGUGCAAUGCCUGGAAGGUGGUCGCGAGCUGCGAAAUGCGGCCGUCUCUGGUGGCGCAGCUUUGGGCAGGUGGUCCAACGCACUUGUCGCUAUGCCCUCCAGAUCCACCGAUCCGGUAGAUCCAGUGGGCUGCAAAAUUGCCAUCAACUCCGUGGCUGAGGCCCGGCAAUGGCAGUUGGCUUUGGAGCUCCUUCGCAUGAUGUCGCUGGCCGGAGUCACGCCUACUCAUGCAUGCCUGGAAGUUGUGUCCCGAAGCUGUCGCCCGAAGCACUGGGCAGCCGCCGUUGGCACCGCUGGGCUGCUGGAGAUGGAGGAGAUGCAGCAAACUGUGGCCAUGGAGCUGAGGUGA